Chanos chanos (milkfish) is the source of this 5602-nucleotide messenger RNA. RefSeq names its product nuclear pore complex protein Nup214-like. The record is from RefSeq and is a predicted model, not a curated record. Lineage: Eukaryota; Metazoa; Chordata; Actinopteri; Gonorynchiformes; Chanidae. Gene Ontology annotation, molecular function: protein binding; structural constituent of nuclear pore. Gene Ontology annotation, cellular component: nuclear pore. Gene Ontology annotation, biological process: RNA export from nucleus; protein import into nucleus.
AAACUAAAGAUGAGUGACGACCCAGACUCCAUAACCGAGAGGAAGAUGAAGGAUUUUCAGUUCCGUCAGAUGAAGAAAAUCCGAGUAUUUGAUUCUCCUGAUGAUUUACCUAAAGAUCGCUCCAGUCUGCUUACAAUCUCCAACAAGUACGGGCUGACUUUUGUCGGCCAUGACAAAACUCUCAAAGUAUUUUUUACGCGGGACAUCAUUGCAGCUGGCAAGAUCGAUGGAAAUCCAAAUGAAAUUGUGGAGGGAGUGGAAGCUGUGACGGUGACUGUCGAUCUGCCCAUGCACCAUCUGGCCCUGAGUUGCGAUGAGCUCACCCUCUCCAUCUGUGGCAUGUCUGAAGAGGCUGGACUCUCACUGGACUUCUACGAUGUUCGAACCUUCCUCAACAAGGCCAAACAGGAGAAGGCUCCGUUUGCCUCAAUGAGUCCCAGUUCUGAGGUAGGCACGUCAGUGCAAGACCUUAAAUGGAACCCUGUAGAGGUACCCCUGUUGGCUGUCUGUCUCUCUGAUGGGAGUAUGAUGGUCCUGGAGGUGAAAGAUAAAGUUACAGUAUUCUCUCAGCUUCCCAGUGCAGACGGAAUUACCUCUGUCUGCUGGAGUCCAAAGGGAAAACAAGUCGCUGCGGGGAAACUUAACGCCACUGUCGUUCAGUACACCCCUAAUCUGCAGGUGAAAAGUGUGAUUCCCUGUCCAAGCUUCUACAGCUCAGACAACCCUGUCAGAGUCCUAGAUGUACUUUGGCUCAGCACCUACAACUUUGCUGUGGCAUACGCGGCUGCGGAUGGCUCUCCAGAGACUCCCCCCGGACUCGUUGUGGUGUCAGUGCCUAAAAGGGAUGAGAAGAAAAAUGAGAAAUACCUGAACUUUAAUGACCUGGUCUAUGGCACUUGUACAGAGAGACAGCACCACUACUUCCUCUGCCACAUCGAAGACUGGGACCUGGUCUUAGCUGCAUCGGCUGCUUCUAUUGAAGUCAGCAUUAUUGCCAAGCAGGAGGACAAGAUAAACUGGGAGCUUUGGCUUUUGGAAGACGCUAGUAGAGCUGAACUUCCCGUCACUCUUAGUAACGAUGACACCUUGCCUGUGGGUGUGGCCAUUGACUUCACAAGCCAGGAGGAGAUUCAGAUCUCUGAGGACAAGAAGCUGCCCCCGGCGCCCACCCUCAUGAUCCUGUCCACAGACGGAGUGCUCUGCCCCUUCUCUCUGCUCAAUAUGAAUCCAGGAGUCAAGCAGCUGGCCAUAGCUCCUCUCAGCCUGCCCCUGGAGGGCGAGAGACCACCAGCAGCAACUCCAGCUCGAUCAGUGCAGGGUAGCACUCCUGCUGUUCCAGCCCAGAAAACAGCCCUGGUUCCAGCCAGUACCCCAGCCUCACAGGCUGGUGUCUCUGUGAAAGCCCUGGAGAAGCAUCUUCAGCAGAGGGAAGACUUGGAUCUUGCUGGGAUUGGGAUAUGUGUGGAGAUUGCUCACUUCCAGAAGGAACUGGACGACCUGAAGGCACGCAGCAGCAAAGCCGAUUUUACUAUAGGAACCAACGAUGAGAUGAGAGAACUGCAGAAGGAGUCUGAGGAUCUUCACGUCUUCACAUUAGAGAUCAAAGAGACCACAGAGUCUCUGAACGAAGAUAUAAGCAUGUUGAUGACAGCCAUACUGGAGGGCUUUGCGGGAGCCGAGCAUGCCAAAGCUCAGAGUGAACUGAACAGAGAUAAAGGCUACCUGGAGCUGCUCUAUAAGAAACCUCUGGAUCCACGCAGUGAGGAGCAACUGAAGGAGAUCUGCAGGCUCUACCAGUAUGUGAAGUUUGCGGUGGAAGAUGUGAACGACGUUCUGGACCGUGAGUGGAAAAAACAUCUUGAGAAGAAGAAGAAACAGAGACACGUGAUUGUUCCUGAGAGAGAGACGCUGUUUACAACUUUGGCCAACCACCAAGACAUCAUUAACCAGCAGAGACAGAAACUGGAUCAGCUGAUGGCAGACCUACAAAGCCUCAGGCUCUACAAGAAAACUUCGCCCUGGACCAAACUCAGCCAGCGUGCACCAGUGCCCUCACAGCAGGGACUUGACAGUGAGUUGGAGAAUCUGAAAGAUGCCCUACUCAAAGCUAACCUAGAGACAUCACCCAAAGCUCCUUCUAAAUCUCCAGUUAAAAUGACUCCAGUGAAGCAGUCCCAGCUUAGAAACUUUCUGUCAAAGAGACAGACACCUCCAGUCCGUUCCACUGCCCCAGCAAACCUGUCACGGUCUGCCUUCCUCUCGCCCAAAUAUAACGAAGACCAGGAUGACAUCAGCUCCACUUCAUCUCUGUCCCAAGCUCUGGAGGCAGAAGACGAUCAACAAGUGGUAGAGGAGGAGGAAGAGGAAGAGGAGGAGGAGGAGGGGGUGGAAGAGCCAGCCCAUGUCCCCGCGCUGGCUCCCUCCACCAAUCGCCACCCGGCCGUGGUGCGCACCCCUUCCAUUCAGCUGGGCUUUAGUACACCAUCCACUCCCUUUAGUAGAGUCACUUCAAAUCUGGGCACCAUGAUCAACCCUGUUCCCACAACCAAGAUUAAUAUUGUGGGAGCAGACAGCACUGCCCUGGCCACAAAGACAGUGAAGCAUGGUGCCCCACCCACAGAGAAGGCCCCCACCACGUCUCUCCCCGCCUCUACAGCAGGGCGGGCUGCCUUAAACAGACAGAUGACCAAAAUUUGUGGAGCCGCUCUGACAGAGUUCACUCUGAACACUGUACCUCAGGUGGUCAACGUUCAGGAGCUGAAAGAUAAAGGCCCUCCCAUACCAGUGUCGACGGUCAUCAGUUCGUCUGUACCUGCGCCUGCUGCUCAAGUGGUGCAGCAGAUGCUGGCUACUGUAGAGAAUUCCAAGAGAAGUUCCUCCCUAGGUCCUUUAAAGGUGUCUGCACCAAACACAGAGAACACACCUGCCUCUGCACCGAGUUUCUCAUUCGCAGCUCCAGCAGCCUGUGCUUCGGCCUCAGGCCCUGGAGAGCCAAGCAACAAGCCCUUCACUCUCUCAGCUGGGUCCACACCAAGUUUCUCUUUCUCUGCUCUGGGUACCACUUCUCAACCUCAAGCAGCUGGGUCAACGCAGGCCAUAGACCUGGGCCAGCAGAGUAAAUAUAGCUUUGGAACAAAGAUGGCGUUUGCCUCAACCAGUGUUGAAGAACCUUUUUCUUUCGCUUUCAAAUCCCCAUCUCCUGCUCUGGACACCAGCUCAUCCAACCCUCCACCGGGCAUGACUGAACCUGUCAAGUUGACAUCCUCUGUGCCCUCUCUCCGUUCGGAACCACAAGCUGCCAAAGUAGGCUCUACAGGGGAUACUCUUGGCAUUUUCUCCGGCCUGCGGGUAGGGCAGGGGGAUCAGGAGGCUAAGGAAGCCCCAAAGACCUUUGCAUUUGGACAGACCAGUAAUGCAUCAAGUUUUAGUUUUGGAGUUAUGCAAAGUAAUAAGCAUGCUCAAGCUGUGAGCACUGCUGCACCGCUAACUCUUCCUGCAGCAGCAAGUGACAUUUUUAAAACACAAGGACUGGGGGCUUCGUCAGCCACGAGGCCAGAUUUCUCACAAGUGCCAAGUUCAUCCAUCCCUGGAACAGCCACCUCGUUCAGUGAUCUUCUCGCAGCACCUAUUUCAUCUGAGACAACAGAGGUGAGCGAGGAGCCCACAGAACCAUCCGUUUCCUCACCUGAACCCUCCCCAGUUCCAGAUGUUGACGAGACUCCAGCAGAGCCAAGUACCGAAAGCUCCACCCAACCAACCCAGUCUCCUGUUCCUGUUAUUGAACCUGCAAAACCACAACCAGUCGGCAUAGAGACGACAGCAAUUGUGGCUAGUGAUAAAGCCCCAACUCCACCAGUGCCAGCACCUGAAGUGUCACCUACACCUGCACCUGCUUCAGUCACACCACUAGCAGAGACAGUCCCUGGGCCUGAGCCUGCAGCCCCUGCAGUUCCAGCAGCUCCAGCAACUGCCCCUGAGGCUUCCACUGCUCCUCCACCCGUAUCUGCUCCUCAGGAACCCCCUGCUGCCAGUGUGGUCCCACCUUUGUACAAACCAGGGUCCAUCUUUACCCAGCCACCUCCCAGCACAAAAAGCACUAUUACAGGGUUGAGGAGUAUCACUACAGUCAUUACCACUAUGCCCUCCCCCACCUCUUCUGCACCACCUGUACCUAGCACCACAGCUCCACCAUCUUUGUUUGGCAUGCCACCCUCAAGUGCUCCAGCUCCGGCUUUUGGAUCUACAGCCUUUGGAGCCAGCUCCACCUCCUCUGGCUUCGGCAAACCAAUUUUUGGACAGGUUGACAGUUUCGGCCAGCCCGCAGCAACAGGUAUUACUAGCGGUUUCACUUUCGGUCAGUCAGCCUUUGGUGCAAACUCUGGUUUUGGGCAGCCUGCUGCAGCAACCUCCACUCCAGCCUCCAGCAGUGGAGGGAGUCUGUUUGGUUCAUCCAGUACCAGCAGCGCCAGCUCUUUUUCCUUCGGUCAACUUGCGACCAGCAGCAGCAGUUCCGCAGCCAGCACCGGUACAGGGCUGUUUGGUCAGACCAGCACGCCUGCCUUCGGCCAGUCGAACACUGGCUUUGGACAGGGGUCUGUGUUCGGCAGUAACACUACAACCACAUCGUCCUCUGGUUUCAGCUUCGGACAGCAAUCUGCUGCUUUUGGCAGCACACCGACCUCUCCUGUGUUCGGCCAGCAGCCCAGCAGUGGUAAUGUUUUUGGACAGGCCUCGUCUGGUGGAAGUCUUUUUGGUUCUAGAGCCACUAAUACGUCGGCCUCGUCAGGUGGCGGAGGCUUUUUCAGUGGUCUAGGUGGGAAGCCCAGCGAGGAUGCUGCCAAUAAAAACCCAUUUGGGACGGCAAACACCGGGGGCUUUGACCAGCCCAACCAACCAGGGUCCUCCACCCUUUUUGGGAACAGCCGGGGUGCCAAGACUUUUGGGUUCGGGGGCCCUUCGUUUGUGGAGCAGAAGCCAUCCGGAACCUUCAGCAGUGGAGGAGGCAGCGUUGCAGCACAAGGCUUUGGAUCCUUCUCCACACCAGUCAAAACAGGUGGUUUUGGGAGUGCUCCGGUCUUUGGAAGUCCACCUGCCUUUGGGGGUUCCCCAGCUUUUGGAGGGACUGCUUUUUUUGGCUCUUCCCCGUCUUUCAGUAACCCCAUGGGAUCCUCUGGGGGGAAGGUCUUUGGGGAGGGGACAGCAGCAGCCAACGUCGGGGGAUUCGGAUUUUCCUCUGCUUCUAACGUGCCCAGUUUUGGCAGCAUAGCCAAUCAGAGCGCCACGCCAAGUUUUGGGAACCCUGCCCAGCAGCCGACAGGAUUUGGGGCCCAGAACAGUGGUUUCUCUGGCUUUGGCACCUCUUCUGCUUUCUCCGGUGGCUUUGGGAAUACCAAUCAAAAUUCCUCAAAUUUUGGUGGGUGGAGAAGCUAAUUAUGGAAGAUACCUCUGACAUGCCCAGCUGAAAGAAAGGAUGGGGUUUGGAUGGAAAGCAAAAGAGUUUAUUUAGUGUUUCACUGACCAACGGACUGACGGUGGUAACAUUUCUCAUCAACACGUUUGUAAGAGGCAAAGCCCAGCUCAUCCUGAGACCAGGAAUCACGCU